AUGCGUCAGGAGGUGGCGAGGAGGCUCCAGCUGCUGCUCGUCCUCUGGUCGGUGCUCCUGCUCACUUUGGGCUCGGGCUUCCCCACCAGGCACAAGAGUGUCGCCCACAAGGGUCACGGACACCCUGUUCAUAACGCUGGGGUCCAGUAUGUCCCUGAGACUUUGGAGCAGCAGAACCAGGUGCAGAGUCUGCUGCCCGAGCCACACACUCACCAGAGGAGGUGGUCGCACCCGCAGCACCGCUCCGUAGGGGUUCUCCCACAGCCCGAGCCUGAGGAGGAGACCAAACCCUUCAUCCUAGAUCUCCAGAACUUUCCAGACCUGGCCAACGCUGACAUCAACUCACAGAACCCCAACAUACAGGUGACCAUUGAGGUUGUGGACGACACUCAGAUGGAGGUAGAGAUGGAACUGGCCAAGGAAAAAGAAUGGCUGCCCUCGUCUUCCUCCUCCCCUUCUUCCACAGUAGAUUGGCUUGGCGGCAAGAAGCUUUUCUGGCCUCUUUUCUGGAGUUACACUGAUUCUGGCGAGGACAGCAGCAACCGGUCGGGCAUGGAGGAAACUGGCGAGGAAGAGGAGGAGGAAGACUAUUCGCUGGAUUAUGGCAGUGAGGAACCCUUACCCAGUGGAGUGGGCGGAGACUGGGACACUCAUUGGAAUGAAGGCUGGGAUCCAAUGCAGAGCUACUAUGAAAAGGAGACGGAUGAGUGGACUUCCUGGUCUCCCUGUUCGGUGACGUGUGGACACGGUGAGAGGAAGAGGACGAAGUCUUGUGGCUACUCCUGCACUCUGACAGAAGCCUCCAGGUGUGACCAGGAGCCCUGCCCCGGUGAUGUCAACACUGUGGCAGAACCUUUUCCUUUCGAGAUGGAGAAUGGCACUGAGCCAUUCGGAACAGAUGUGGACAGCUGUGAGAAGUGGCUCAACUGUAAGAGUGACUUCCUGCAGAGGUACCUCCACCAGGUGCUGUCCGAGCUGCCCAGCUGCCCCUGCUCCUACCCCGCUGAAGUGGGAUACACCGUCGUCAGUGUCUAUGACGAGACUCAUGGCCGGCAGUUCCGCUGGCGUGAUGCCAGUAGCCCGAAGGAGCGCCUGGACAUCUACAAGCCGUCGGCGCGCAGCUGCAUCCGCUCAGCGCUCUCUGGCGACUUGUCUACUCUCGCAGCGCAGCACUGUUGUUAUGACGAACGCGGGCGCUUGAUCACGCGGGGCAAAGGCGCAGGCACGCCGAACCUGAUCAGCACCGAGUUCUCACCCGAGCUACACUUCAAAGUGGACGUGCUGCCUUGGAUCCUGUGCAAGGGAGACUGGAGUCGCUUCCAUGCGGUGCGUCCACCCAACAAUGGGCUGAGCUGCCCGGCAAACCCCCAUGAAGACGUGUUCAUGAACGAACUAGAAGAGGCCAGGGAGUACUGA
Messenger RNA from Limanda limanda (common dab), 1416 nucleotides. It is a transcript of the gene ism2b, whose product is annotated as isthmin 2b. The coding region runs from base 1 to 1416 and encodes 471 amino acids. The transcript has 6 exons. Lineage: Eukaryota; Metazoa; Chordata; Actinopteri; Pleuronectiformes; Pleuronectidae. The record is from RefSeq and is a predicted model, not a curated record.